CGGCGAGUGCUAGCCGGGAGUUCAUCGCAUCAUUAUAUGACUCGCCGUGUAGUGCCGAUAAAACUUCCUACCAGGCCGCGCGUGAAAACACAGCCGAGUCACGAUAAACGAACGUAUUUUAAUUCGAUGAAAUUACUGGUCGAGCCGUUAGUUUUUUUCACAUCGCGUGUACAGCGUUCUCUUUCUGUAACACUCGAGGCAAAAGCGGCACAGCGAAUAUUAAUCGAUACCAGUCGGUACUAGGCGCCGCAAUCCAACAGUUCAAGAUCACGAUCGAGUUGAGUGUGAAUGCGUGAACACGUUGAUAAAUCAACGUGGUAUUUUCGAAAUUGUUGGGGAAGAGUAAAACGCAAUCAUGAGAUACGUUGCUGCACUCGAUGUUGGUACCACUACGGUGCGUUUUCACAUCCUGAAUGAAAAGGCGGUCACGGUAGCUUCUUCGAUAGAGAAGGUAAAUCUUAUCUAUCCAGAGCCUGGAUUUGUGGAGAUAGAUCCCGAUCAUCUAUGGCAGAUCAUAGUAAAAGUAAUGAAGGAUACAUUGGACCAGAUGUGUCCACCUUAAACCGAGAUGACGCCAAUCGGAUGCAUCGAAAAUAGUGGGAUAGACCCAAAGAAUAUUGCCUGCAUUGGAAUUUCGUCACAACGAGCUAGUUUUGUUACUUGGAAUUUAAAAACUGGAAAAUACUAUCACAGAUUUAUAACAUGGAAGGAUCAACGAGCAGCCACUUUAGUUGACGAAUGGAAUCAUUCAAUAACGAUGAAAAGUAUAAGAUUUGGCGCGAGUUUCUUGUACACAUUUACAAGAAAGAAACGAUUUCUAGCUGGCAGCGUGCUGAAAUUUAUGAACAUGCAGGUUACUUUAAAAUUAGUGUGGGUUCUCCAGAAUAUACCGGGUCUUCGAGAAGCUGCACAUAAUGAAGAGGUGGCAUUUGGAGGUGUGGACUGUUGGCUUUUAUAUAAAUUAACAGGAAAGCAUAUAAUGGAUGUUUCAAGUGCCUCAGCUACUGGUAUUUAUGAUCCAUUUACGAUGAAAUGGGCCGAUUGGGCGUUAGGUAUUUUAAAACUGCCACGAAGUAUUUUUCCUGAAGUAAUUGAUACAGCAGGCAAUUUCGGAGUUAUCCCCGAAAAUCUGUUCGGAACUGAAAUACCCAUUUGUUGUUCAAUGGCCGACCAAGCAGCAUCUUUAUUUGGCUCAGGAUGUUUUAAGCCCGGUGAUCUCAAGGUUACUAUGGGGACAGGCACUUUUGUAAAUGUUAACACAGGACAGGAACCACACGCAUCCGUUGCUGGAAUUUAUCCAGUUGUCGGAUGGCGAAUCGGAAAAGAAUUAAUAUAUGUUGCAGAAGGAUCUUCAAGUGAUACCGGUAUAUUAAUCGAAUGGGCUAAAUCAAUAGGAAUUAUAGAUAAUAUUUCGGAGACAUCUGAUAUGGCAAACUCGGUCAAUGACACCGAUGGAGUUUAUUUUGUUCCAGCAUUUAGCGGGCUGCAAGCACCUAUAAACGAUUAUAAAGCUGCAACUGGUUUUUUCGGAUUGAAACCUACCACAAGAAAAGAGCACAUUAUUCGAUCUUUAUUGGAGAGUCUUGUUUUCAGAAUACAAUUACUACACGAAUGCUUACAAAAGGAAACUAAUUUCACAUAUCAAAGAAUAAAGGUUGACGGUGGAGUUUCCAAAAAUGAUUUUGUUAUGCAAUCACUAGCUGAUAUAACGGGGUUGGAAGUGGAACGUCCGGCAUUUGUCGAAAUGUCUAUUUUAGGAGUAGCUUUCCUGGCUGGUUUACAAUGUGGAAUAUGGAAGAACAGAGAAGAACUGUUCGAACUUCGUCAAACGGACAGGAUAUUUGAAUCGAACAAAGAAUCGCGAUUAUCUUAUCAAUAUGCGCUUAAACAAUGGAAACGCGCAGUAGAGCGCUUUAAAAAUUGGUACUGACAACGAUUGUAA
Messenger RNA from Solenopsis invicta (red fire ant), 1942 nucleotides. RefSeq names its product putative glycerol kinase 5. Lineage: Eukaryota; Metazoa; Arthropoda; Insecta; Hymenoptera; Formicidae. Bases 569 to 1930 code for a protein of 453 amino acids. Gene Ontology annotation, biological process: glycerol metabolic process; triglyceride metabolic process; glycerol-3-phosphate biosynthetic process. The transcript is spliced from 13 exons. The record is from RefSeq and is a predicted model, not a curated record. Gene Ontology annotation, molecular function: glycerol kinase activity. Gene Ontology annotation, cellular component: mitochondrion.